Molecule: messenger RNA, 1271 nt
Organism: Colletotrichum navitas
Lineage: Eukaryota; Fungi; Ascomycota; Sordariomycetes; Glomerellales; Glomerellaceae
Product: peptidase A4 family protein
Exons: 2
Coding region: 244-1044 (266 amino acids)
Biological process (GO): proteolysis
Molecular function (GO): glutamic-type endopeptidase activity
Source: RefSeq, a predicted model, not a curated record
CUUCACGAUGUUUCCCGAUUAGGGAGGAGGUUGGCCAAGAAUGACGGCUUCAAUGUUGAUGCGAUGGAGCUGAUGGAGAACCGCCGACUAGCGGCUACGCUGAAUGCGUCUCAACCGACUAUAAAGAUGGCCGAACUCGAGUGCCAAGAGAGAAGGAUUCUACUCAGCAUCGCCAGCAUCAAUCGCAAGAGCCCAGCCAACUAGAACUCUAUCACAUUCUUCCUCCCAGCCCUCCUAAUCAAGAUGAAGUUCACCGCUUUCGCCCUCGCCGCUGCUGGCAUCGUUGCCGCCGCCCCUGGCACCAAGCUCGUCCAGCGCGACUACUCCCCCCUCGUUCCUCGCUCUGCCCGCGCCAGACACGGUUCUGCUCCCAACAGGAGGCUGUCCGCCGAGUCGGUUGAUACCCUCUCUCUCAACUCCACCGACGUCAAGAACGUCGAAUACUCCAGCAACUGGGCCGGCGCUGUCAAGAUCGGAAACGGCUACAACCACGUCACCGGCACCAUCACGGUCCCCGAGGUCAGCGGCAACAAUGACGACGCCGCCUCCGCCUGGGUCGGAAUUGACGGCGACACCUGCCAGACCGCCAUCCUCCAGACCGGCGUCUCGUUCUACGGCGAUGGCACCUUCGACGCCUGGUACGAGUGGAUCCCCGACUACGCCUACAGCUUCAGCAACUUCGACGUCAGCGUCGGCGACCAGAUCCAGAUGACCGUCGACGCGUCCUCCAAGAAGAAGGGCGUCGCCACGCUCCAGAACCUGACCACCGGCAAGAAGGUCACCCACACCUUCACCAGCACGCCCUCCACCCUCUGCGAGACCAACGCCGAGUGGAUUGUCGAGGCUUUCCAGGAGGGCGGCAGCCAGGUCACCCUUGCCGACUUCGGCACCAUCAAGUUCACGGGUGCUGCCGCCUCCGGCUCCGGUGGCUCGACUACCCCUGCCGGUUCCGACAUCAUCGACAUCUCGCCCGACGGCGGCCGCACUGUCCUUGCUAGGUCUUCUGCCAGCGGCAGCACCGUCACUGUCAGCUACGUCGGCUAAGCUGUCACGUCACUCAUGCGAAAGUGUGGUUAGAUUAAAUUAAGGGUCGAAUGAAGGGAAUUUCAGCGGCUUUUGAGGAAUGGUGCGCGGGGGAUGAACGAUCUGGAUGGACUGACGUUUAUAUUCUGACGAUAAUUAUGUCUAAUCUUUCUUUUGUAAUUACUUUUUACUGCACAUAACGAAUCCAUGCACCAUUCUUAGCUGGGCGCACAUAGCUACAUUCAAGG